This is a messenger RNA of Ananas comosus (pineapple), 990 nucleotides long. Its product is annotated as heavy metal-associated isoprenylated plant protein 27-like. The transcript is spliced from 2 exons. The record is from RefSeq and is a predicted model, not a curated record. Gene Ontology annotation, molecular function: metal ion binding. The coding region runs from base 175 to 645 and encodes 156 amino acids. NCBI's taxonomy places the organism in Eukaryota, Viridiplantae, Streptophyta, Magnoliopsida, Poales, Bromeliaceae.
UAAGAUCUCAGCUUCAACUACAAGUCUCAGAUUUUGUGUGUGUCAUAAACAAACACAAGUAAGGAGAAGUGCUUGUAAGAGAAGUGCUUUUUUGGGGCUUAAUUUAGAAGCAAAAUUUUUAUUUUUUUUCCACACAGAGAGAGAGAGAGAGAGAGAGAGAGAGAGAGAUUAAAGAUGGGUAUUGUAGAUGUUGUCUCUGAGUUUUGCUACCUCCCAAGUACUCAACAUAGACACAUCAAGAAGCACAAGCAACUACAGACGGUGGAGAUGAGGGUGCGGAUGGACUGCGAGGGGUGCGUGCGGAAGGUGAAGAAGGCGUUGGAGGGGAUGAAGGGGGUGAGCUCGGUGUCGGUGGAGCCGAAGCAGUUCAAGGUGACGGUGAUCGGGUACGUCGACCCGGCGAAGGUGAUGCGUCGGGUGGCGUACAAGACCGGCAAGAAGGUGGAGCCGUGGCCGUACGUGCCGUACGACCUGGUGGCCCACCCCUACGCCCCGGGCGCCUACGACAAGAAGGCGCCCGCGGGCCACGUCCGCAACGUUGUCGCCGACCCCGCCGCCGCCCCCCUCGCCCGCGCCUCCUCCCUCGAGGAGAAGUAUUCGUCGGCAUUCAGCGACGAAAACCCCAACGCAUGCUCCGUCAUGUAAAACAACUUUCGGGCAUCCGAAACCAGCCAGAACAGAUAAAAAAAGAGAGAGGGGUUCAGUAAAGGACAUAAAUUUUGGUUUUUUUUUUUUUUUUUUUCAACUUUUUUGGUCUUUGUGGUGUGGGUGUGAGUGUUGAUGUGAAAUAUGAAUGAUUAGGAGGAUUGAUAAUGGGUGGUGGGAAUUUUUUGUGUUUGUGUAUAUGUUCUGUUUAUUAAGGUUUUUUUUUUUUUUUUUUUUUUGAGUGUGUGUUUUUUGGUGUUGUUAGGGCUGUUGUUGUGUGAAAAGUUUGUGUAAAAAAGCUUUUGAUGAUAUUUCAAAAUUUUAUUCAAAUGAAUUUUGGUGGCA